GGCUAUCUUAGCAACUAAGAAACAUUGGACCGGGUUACUGUCGGUGCACUAUAAUACAAGUGAGAACCAGAAGGCUCUAACAAGGACCUGCCAACUGUGGUUAAAGCUACAACUCAAAACAUAAAAGUAUUGAGGUUUUGUUUGCACAGAUCGAUGGGGUCUUUAACUUUUAUAUACAUCAGGAACCUGCUAAAAAUCUGAUGAGACCUGACAAUAUCCCAAAAGAGACCACCUGUUGACUCUUGCCAGGCUAGAGAGAGAGAAAGGCUUCAUGAGUCUGAGAUAAAUACACAUAAUUGUACCGUAUGUCCCAGCCAGCUAAUGCAUUUGGAAUAUUAUUGCUCACAGCUUCAAAAGCUUACUCUUCCUCUUCUGAUCUUCUGAUAACCAUGAAAACCAUCAGUGCCUUCUGAAGCACUAGUACUUUGUUGUUGUCAACUUAUUAGAGGAACCCCAGCCUGGGAAGACGUCAGUGACCAGAAGACGAGGACGUGGUUCACUCGUGAUCUCUUACAUCUUAAGCCACAGACCUGAGUUUGUGUCCAUUUUUAACUCCAGCUCAUGGUGGAAGAAAACAGGAAGUAUAAUUCUAGAGAGAGAGAGAGAGAGAGAAAAGUCAGAAUAUUACGUCUCGGCUUAAUGGUUUGGAUCUAUUUCCUUAAAUUAAAACAAAAUUUCUAGAGAGAACACAGAGGAUUACAGGAUAUGGGGGGACUGAUGGAAUGGAUUUAUUCUCAUCUCACACCAGGUAGUUAGUAAAAGACGAAGUCCGGAAAGAGAAGGGAAUACCCAAGAAUCACCAAUGAUGGUAAUGAAUAGCGACAGGAAUUUAGAGAGAGAAAGCCCAUAUCUUCAAAAGGAAUAGGAUGUUAUAAGAAGAAAAUUCAGGUCAAGUUGGUAGCUGUACCAUAAUUAGGUUAUGAAGUGAGACCAGACCAAUCCGAUGGAACAGUGUCAUCCCUUCACUUCGCCCCUGAUUCAGCUGCCUAAACCCCAAUACAAAACUGAUCAGGAAAUGAUGAUGGGAAAGAAGAGAAAAGAUAAAAACAGAAUGAUAAUUCGGAUUCGCUUCCGCUUAUUCCUUGUCCAGAUUCAAGCUUCAAUCUUGUGGUUCCCAAAGAGCCGGGUCACUCAUUAUUCUUAAAUGUACACUUUUGUGGUUUUAUUCGCCAACUGGCGUUCCCCUCUUCCGACCCCAUCGCACCCCCCUUUUUCCAGUUUAUAAGGAGGUGGUUUGCCAAUCUCUGUUCAGCAGCCCACCCUUGACUCAAAGAUCCUCCCUCACACUCACAAAGCAGAGUGAGAGAAAUUUCUUUUUCAUACAUCUCCCUCUUCUCCCUCACCACAUCAUCUUUCUACGCCUCCAGUGCGGUUCAGCUGAAAUCUUCCUUAAAUUGUCUUCUCUCUCACAUUUCACCCCCUUUUCCCAUCAGCACAGCGUCCCUCUCAAUCUCUAUUACACCUCAACUCAUUGCACUUCCAGUGAAGCUUCCUUAAAUUGUAUUCUCUCUCUACAUCGACCCCUUUUCCUGCCCCCACCAUCUUCCACUUCAAGAGAAGCAUCCUUGACUGUGUUUUUUACCUAAGACCACUCCUUCCUUUUACCUGUCAUCCUAAUCUUCCUGAAUUCAAUCUUUGGGUUAAAGAAAAUUUAUAUUUUUCGCUUCCUGUUCCUUGCCAUCUAUUGCAUUGCAUUCUGAGUUAGAAGUGCAAAAAAAAGAAAAAGAAAAUAAUCACUUGCAACCUCUCCUAGUAUCCUAUCAGAUCACAUUUUUAGCUCUCAACCAAAAAAAAAAACUGCAAUUACAAUGGCUUCUGGUUCCAUGAGUCGCUUCUCAAGCCCAUCAUGGACUGCCAAACAAAAUAAGUCGUUCGAGAAGGCUCUCGCCAUCUAUGACAAGGAUACCCCUGACCGCUGGCAUAAGGUGGCCAGAGAGGUGGGAGGGACCUCUGCAGAGGAGGUCAAGCGCGAAUAUGAGCGUCUGAUAGAGGAUCUCAAGGACAUAGAGUCAGGGAAGUUUCCUGACCCCAUUUACAAAUCUUCAGGUGGGGGUAGUAGCAGAGGUUCCAAGCUCACUGAGGAUGAAGAAAGGCUUCUGAGGCGUCUGAAACUGCAGUGAAAUGGAAGAUCGGUGAAGUUAUCAAGUAGAUCCCUGCAUGUAUUACUAAGUCAGAGAAGGAAUCGAAGUAUGGAGUAUUAAAUAGCAAUCCCCACUGGAAUCUACUCUUCAUGUAUUUUCUCUUUAAGUGUUACUGAAUGUACCAAAAGAUGAGAAGGAAAACUGCGCCUCAUCUCUCUCUAAUGUUACUAAAGCUUCUCUGCUAGUAAAAAGUUGUGUAGUAAAACUA
Messenger RNA from Amborella trichopoda, 2349 nucleotides. Its product is annotated as protein RADIALIS-like 3. Gene Ontology annotation, molecular function: DNA-binding transcription factor activity. The record is from RefSeq and is a predicted model, not a curated record. NCBI's taxonomy places the organism in Eukaryota, Viridiplantae, Streptophyta, Magnoliopsida, Amborellales, Amborellaceae.